CGUCUCACGUUCAACAACUCCGCUACGGUAGUUGUUUCAAACAUGUAUUUUAACUUAUUUUUUCAAAUAUUUAUUUAAUUUUUUGCAAUGUUAUCUGUGGUGUAGGCAGAAAGAAUACCUGUAUUAGUAUUAAAUAAGCAAAUUUAUUUUCAAAGAUGUCUUGCGACCCGAAGAAAUUGAUUUAUGCUGUGGAAAAGAGGCCCGUAAUAUAUAAUUAUAAGCUACAGGACCAUAAAAAUCGAGGAGCAGUGGACAAGGCGUGGGAAUAAGUGGCUACUGAGAUGGAUUGCUCAGUUUCUGAUUGCAAGAUCAAGUGGACCAAUCUGAGGAGCUCCUACAAUCGGGUUAUGAGGGACUCAGAAACACCCUCAGGCAGCAGGGAAGGAAAGAAAAGAAAGUGGUACCUCUUGGAGGCUAUGCAGUUUCUUCGGGACUUCACCUCGAGCCAUAGGUCGAGUAUAAGCAAUGAAGAAAGCCAGGAUA
Messenger RNA from Leptinotarsa decemlineata (Colorado potato beetle), 483 nucleotides. RefSeq lists its product as uncharacterized. The record is from RefSeq and is a predicted model, not a curated record. Gene Ontology annotation, biological process: regulation of transcription by RNA polymerase II. Gene Ontology annotation, cellular component: nucleus; transcription regulator complex. Lineage: Eukaryota; Metazoa; Arthropoda; Insecta; Coleoptera; Chrysomelidae.